AUGAUUAAAGAAAACAAAACCCUCCGCACCAUGAAUACAGUAGGCAUUGCAUAUAAAGUGCUUCAGUGCUCUAACUGUCCGGGAAAUACAGAAUACUAUUGUGAAUCGUGUCCAUGUGAUCUGUGUCUCAGGUGUAAAGAGAAACAUGUAAAAGAUCUCAAAACUGCAGAACAUGUUGGGACAUUUGGUGAAAAAAUAAACCCUAUCCCUACACAAGAGAUCUGUGUGAGACAUCCGAACAAAGUCUAUGAAAAAUACUGUGAAAUUUGUCAAAUUCCUGUGUGUGUUUCUUGUUCUGAGGACAAUUCGCACAGAUACGGAAACGGGCAAGGACUCCACCGACUUCUAGAUAUAAACAUAAAGCGACAACAAUACAUGGAAACAAUCCACACCAUCAGGAGUGAGGCUCUCUUUAACAGACCUAUUCUUUUGGCAAGAAUCAAUGCUGAUUUCAAACUUUGUCACACAAAACUCAUGCUCUUUCAAUCUCAGAUGAUACAAAAGUCCAUAAAUCUGAAGGAACUUAUUGACGUUGUACAACACAAUUUCUUGUUCAAUGUGUUUUGUGACUUUGAUAUCAAAACCAAAUGUUCAAAACAGGCGAAAGAAAUGACCAAACUUUUAGCCCGCCUACAAAAAAAUGUACAAAGAUAUGAACAAUCAGCAAUCCAUCCGUUAUCAUUCAUUUCAUUCAUAAAAAGAAAACAUCUCCCUUUUAUAUAUCUUGAACUUCAGACCUGCAAACUAUCCAUGACCAAAUUACUAAACAGGGAUUGUUUGAUUCAGUCACUGUGUGAAAUCGAAAUAACAGAGGGAGGACUUAGGCGUUUAGGAAAUAGGUUUCCCCUGAAAUUGAUGUCUGCUCCAGCGAUCCAUAAAUUAAUUACAGUGAAGGGUGUUCAUGAUUUUAAACACAUAUCCUGUGUGACGUCAGAUUGUGCUUGGGUUAAUGAUCAUGAAAACAAUCUCAUAUUGACAAACACAACAGGUGUGACUUUACAUUAUGUGAUGGAUUUAUGUAGUUCUGGGUAUGGAUCACACACAGUGAACAGUGAAAGUGAAUUGAUUUAUAUAAAUAGAACGUUUAACAUCAACAAACUGUUAAAGGAUAGGAAAACAACAACUACAAUUAUAAAGAGAACAGACUUUACAUCGAUACCACAAUGUGUGACUUGGUCUCCGUGCACUGGGGAUCUAUUGAUCGGGAUGUGUUAUAUACAUUCAAGGACAGGCAAAGUAGCCCGGUACAACCAGAGUGGACAACUGACACAAACCAUACAACAUCACAAAAAAGGAUGGGAAUUGUUUAGACAGCCAAUAUAUAUAACAGAGAACAACAAUGGGGAUGUCGUGGUGUCUGACGAUGAUGCUGUAGUGGUGACAGAUCGUUGUGGAAUACAUCGUUUCUCCUACAAUGGACGUCCACCAAAUUCAAAAAUAUGGCCACUUGGAAUCUGCACUGACGCGCUGUCACACAUCUUGGUGUGUGAUGGUUCAACAAACACAGUACAGAUGCUAAACGAGAACGGCCGGUUCCUGAAAUAUCUACUUAUAAGAUCAACCGGAAGUCUUAGUCGAUACGGCCUUAGUUAUAAUGUCAAUACCCACUGCCUAUGGGUUGGAUUGCCGUUCAACAACACAACGAUGGCUAUAUACAGAUAUAUAGAACGCCAAAACGUUCUGAAAAAUCCGAGUCCAGUCUCUGCUGAUGUAAUAAAGUCACUGAAUGAAAUUCCGACCACAGAGGCAAAAAAGGCAAAAGAACAUGAUUUGAAUCAAGCCACUGCUGAUUUCAUGGAGUCAAUAAAGAAAUUCGAACUAGUGAGACAAAGAAGAAAAAACAGAUCUCAUCUGAAUCAAGCCACUGCUGAUGUGAAAGAGUCACUUAGUCAAAAUCUGACCACAGAAAGAGAUAAAAUCACAACAAAAUACGAUUGUCUACUGAAUUCAAUGUCUCCCUCAAUGAUUUUGUUUGUUUUGCUUUGUUUUGUUUCUCUUAUUUUGUUUUGCUUUUUUUUCAAAUUUAUUUCCCCCCUAUUCCAAGUCUAUAAAACAGUAUGAAUUCUUAACAAAAAGUUAAUA
Magallana angulata is the source of this 2082-nucleotide messenger RNA. RefSeq lists its product as uncharacterized. The coding region runs from base 1 to 2061 and encodes 686 amino acids. The transcript is spliced from 4 exons. Gene Ontology annotation, molecular function: zinc ion binding. NCBI's taxonomy places the organism in Eukaryota, Metazoa, Mollusca, Bivalvia, Ostreida, Ostreidae. The record is from RefSeq and is a predicted model, not a curated record.